This is a messenger RNA of Fraxinus pennsylvanica, 582 nucleotides long. The record is from the annotation of a GenBank genome assembly. NCBI's taxonomy places the organism in Eukaryota, Viridiplantae, Streptophyta, Magnoliopsida, Lamiales, Oleaceae.
AUGAAUGAAUAUAGGGAUGACAAAACAUGGUGCUAUAUGCAUCCAAAAGAGGAGGUUGUAGGGGUGUGUGCUCUAUGUUUGAAUCAGAGGCUUUUAGUUUUAGCUUCAAAGCAAUCAAAGUUGAAAGGCAGCGACAGAAAUUAUAGUGGCACAUACAGAAAAUAUUCUGCAACACUCCCAAAUUUAUUUGCUCUGAGUAAUCUGCUCAAUAGGCAUGAUUUUGGACAGCACAAACCCCAGCCUUAUUACAGUUCCUCUACCAGUCAAGAAGAUUCCUUCAUAUCAAUCAAGUUUGAAGACAAUGGUGUUGCUUCAUGGGAUAAAGAUCCAAUCUCCAAAAUGUCACUUGAUCAGCAAUGUGAAAUGUCUUUGAACCACAACUUGAGCAAGGUAAAAAUCAAGAGUGUAGUCGAACAUUCGAAACCGCCUCCGACACUGAGGUGGCGAAAGCCGAUUGGACAUCUUUUCAAGCUCAUCAGAUGGAAGAAGUCCAGUAAAGGCCAUGUGGGCACAAAGUUGGAAGGGACAAAGGUCAGAAUUGGAUGGUUAAGAAGUCUGACCAAAAAGAGGACCAAAGAAUAA